Lathyrus oleraceus (garden pea) is the source of this 941-nucleotide messenger RNA. RefSeq names its product ureidoglycolate hydrolase. The transcript has 8 exons. Bases 389 to 901 code for a protein of 170 amino acids. The record is from RefSeq and is a predicted model, not a curated record. Lineage: Eukaryota; Viridiplantae; Streptophyta; Magnoliopsida; Fabales; Fabaceae. Gene Ontology annotation, molecular function: hydrolase activity, acting on carbon-nitrogen (but not peptide) bonds, in linear amidines.
AAAUAGGUACUGCAUGAUGGGGCAAAGGAGUUGGCUCAAAACGAUCUUAAUUCUGCAAAGUAUGUUAUAUCCGAUGAGAGCAAGGACAUUGGUGAAAAACUUUCAGAAAUUGGAAGCAGGCUGGAUUAUCCUCAUCUCACUAAGGAUCUUGCAAAGGAAAUAGAGACUCUAUGGGAGGAUGCUGCCAUUCAGGAAACAUAUGCCCGUGGUAAUGAACUCCAAGUUCCUGAUUGUACCAAAUAUUUCAUGGAAAAUUUGCAGAGGUUGUCUGAUGCUAAUUACGUUCCUACAAAGGAGGAUGUUUUGUAUGCAAGAGUUCGUACAACUGGUGUUGUGGAGAUCCAGUUCAGGUGAACAUGCAGAGAUGACAUGAUUUUUUUCUACUCAAAUGUUGGCUGUUGAGAAACAUGUCUUGGAAUCUGGAUCUAUUGAUACUGUUGGCACUGUUGGUAUCCUUGAACUGCAUCCUGGAGCAAUCAAUAGUAUCCCUAGCAAAUCGCACAUAGAAAUUGAUACUAGGGACAUCGAUGAGGAAAGAAGAAACCAAGUUAUUGACAAAAUCCAUGAAACAGCAAUUAGAAUAACCAAAACACGAGGUGUCAAGCUCUCCGAGUUUCAUGUCAUCAAUCAGGAUCCACCGGCUCCAUCUGAUGAAGCAGUCAUCAAUGCAAUGGAAACUGCAACAAAAGAGCUAAACUUGACGAGCAAGUUAAUGAUUAGUCGAGCCUAUCACGACUCUUUGUUCAUGGCCAGGGUGUCUCCAAUGGGCAUGAUCUUCAUUCCAUGCUACAAAGGAUACAGCCAUAAGCCUGAAGAAUUUUCCAGUAUUGAAGACAUGUCAAAUGGUGUAAAAGUAUUGGCUUUCACCUUAGCCAAAUUGUCCCUUCAGUCAACUGUUUGAUAUACUUUCAAAAGUUCUCUUGUUUCUCAUGUAUUUUGAG